AUGUUUAUAAAAUUUGUUGUAAUUUUGAUGAUUUUUGGAUACAUCAGCACCCAUGAAAUUGUCCAAAAUCCCGAUGACCAGCCUGAAACCUCAACAAAAUCAAUCCAAGAAGACACAACAAUUGAAAAUAUUCCUGAUUCCACUAAAAAUCCUGAUUCCAUUGAUAGUCCUGAAUCCACUGACAAUCCAGACAAUCCUGUAGCUCCACAAAAUUCAACUGAAGCUCCAAAACCAAAAGAAGCUGAAAUUCCAACACAAAUUCAACAAGAUGACAUCCAGAGUGACACCCAGAACGACAUCCAGCAAUCAAGGCAGAAUCUAAUUAUAAAUCAAAUAAGUUCACUGUCCGAACACAUUCUCGAUCUUGUUGAAAUGUACGCGAACCAAAACACUUUAAAUGUCAAAUCCCCAAAAAAUUCCACAAAACGGCAAUUUUUCUUGUCAUUUAUGACUGAAAAAUCCAACGACUCAAAUUUGAUCCGCAAAAUGACAGUCAACAAUAAUUUUCAAGCCACCAACAUCGCUCCAACGCAAGUUUAUGUUGAAAAUGGAACUGGACAAAAGCAGCCUCCAUCCCCAAACAUUCAAAUGACACUUCCUGGCAUGAAUCAGCAACAGCAACAGAUUCCAUUGCAAAAUGAACAAAAUUAUCAAGACAGAAAUUAUGUGAAUGAAGAUCAAAGGCGAUUCCCAAACUCAUAUCAGCAGCCGUAUCCAAUGCAGCGAGGUGUUACUAGAUUUUAUAAUGAUGAGUGA
Chironomus riparius is the source of this 756-nucleotide messenger RNA. Lineage: Eukaryota; Metazoa; Arthropoda; Insecta; Diptera; Chironomidae. The record is from the annotation of a GenBank genome assembly.